AUGGUCAUGGCGGAGGGAAAGAAGAUCGGUAAUGCUCUCCUCCCAAGUGAAUCCAUGAAGGUGAUUGCAGAAUCCAUGGGAGUGUCAUCAAUUUCAGAGGAGACCUGUCAGCUUCUCACACAGGAAGUCAGCUUCAGGAUCAAGGAGGUUACUCAGGUCGGAAGUCACAACCCGAUGGCUAUAAGUUGUCAUUUACGUAAAUUUCUAUGUCCUGUCAAUGCUUAUUCUGUACCUUUCUUUGCUUCAAACUCCUUAGGAUGCUCUGAAGUUCAUGCAUGUUGGAAAGCGACAGAAACUCACUCCCAACGACAUAGAUUCUGCCCUGAAAUUGAAAAACGUUGAGGUAUUGAUGGGGCUACACCUGGCCGACAUGCCAGAAAAUUAGAUAGCUCUGUGAAGGGGCUGAAACAUGAAACAUAAUAACAGUAAUUUUAAAGGGACACAUAAUCUUAAAGUGAAAUAAUUUAAGAUUAGAAAUGUUUGUUGCGUUGAUUCCAAAUUGUGUUUGUGGCAGAAUUAGAUUUUCACUGCUCUCAUUUACUUUGCCUCUUUCUAAAAUAUUCACUGCAAAAAUUAUACAUCAGUAAGGCCUUAUAUUGUAGCCUUGUGCAAGGCCCAGCGAUGUGCACAUUUUUACAUACAUGCUUAAUAUUUCUCUUUGUUCUGUAGCCUAUAUAUGGUUUCCACGCUAAGGAGUUUCUGCCAUUCCGAUACGCUAGUGGAGGUGGACGGGAACUUCAUUUCUAUGAAGAGAAGGAAGUUGAUCUCAGUGAUAUCAUCAGCACCCCAUUACCACGUGUACCUCUUGAUGUUUCUCUGAAAGGUACGAUUGCCCUGCUGUGGUUUAUAUACUCUGAAUAGGCACAAAUACAGAAUUAUUCCCUAAACUGGAGCUGUACAUUUUAGACCAAACCAGUGUACAUGAGAAGUUCUGUGUGAAGAUAACCAUGCAGAAAGUUAAUUUCUCCAGUUGAGACUGAAGAUUACAAAUACAUCUAUGAAAAUGUUUGUUUUGCUUUCCCAUCACUCAUACACGUCUUUAUUGCAGCUCAUUGGUUAAGCAUUGAAGGUGUUCAACCAGCUAUACCGGAAAACCCUCCACCAGGUAAGCAUUUACCUCAACCCAAUGCCUCUCCUUAUUCAUUCUUUUUCAUUCUACUUCAUUUACUUAUUGAAAAGACCGGGCUCGGGUGUCAAGUGCAGGAAUAUAUAUCCGAUGAAGGCCAGCAACGUUUCGGCUCCUAACACAGCCUUUAUUAAGCUCUUACUACCUUGGCCACACAUGGACCUAAUCACACCAAAGGAGAUUAGAAUACCACUGGCAUGUGGUCCCAGAAUACUUUCCAAUAACCUCUCCGUCAUGCUGGAGAUGUCAGGGAGUGCUGGGCAAACAGCUAAUCAGUUACCUGUUGUCCAAAUUGGCAGGAUUUACAUUGAUAAUGAAGAGGUGGGGGCUGUCCCUUGGUGUGGGCAAGUUUACAUUAAACUAUUCUUAAAUUGAGGGAACGAGGCAGUCAACUCUGAGUCUAGGUACUACAGUGAACUGUAAGGCAAGGAUCCUAAAAUUAUUUGUUUCUUCAAAUUUCCAAACACUAGUUUUAUUUUGUUUUCUUUCAUUCAUAUGCAAUAUGCUUAUAUAUUUUUUGGUUUUAUUUUCUCUUUAAUUCCUCAUUUCUAUUCUGUCUUUUUGUGGCUUUUAUUGCUCUUACUAACCUCUUCCUUGCAUUCCAGUUCCCAAGGAGCAGCAGAAGGUAGAAGCCACAGAACCCCUGAAGGUCGUGAAGCCUGGACAGGAGGAGGGUGGUAUAAAGGGAAAAGGUCAAGGUGCAAACGCAGUGGAGGGCAAAGGUCAGUGUCAAAGUCUACAGCUGCGAACGUGUGAAGGUUGUAUCUGAGAGUCAGACUGAACAUUGAUUUGUGGGUUUUUGUUUUAUUAUACCAGGAAAGGAUAAAAAGUCCAACAUUCUAGAAGGAGCACCACUGAAACUGAAGCCUCGCAGUAUCCACGAGUUGUCUGUGGAACAGCAGCUGUAUUAUAAGGAAAUUACAGAAGCUUGUGUUGGGUCCUGUGAAGCGAAAAGAGCGGUACGAUUCUAUACGGUUAAACUUGCUUAUCUAUAUGUUCCUAUAGUGCCAUUCCUUGUACUUUUCAUUCUUCUUGUUUUUAUAGGAAGCACUGCAGAGCAUCGCAACUGACCCUGGCUUGUACCAAAUGCUGCCACGAUUUAGCACGUUUAUAUCUGAAGGGGUAACUAGCAAGAAACGUUUAUGGGAUUCAAAUCUUAUUAUUGUGUCUAAAUUAAUUAGAAUGAAUGCACCUCUGACUUCCAUGUUUGUUUAUAUUUCCUUUUAUACACCUUAUAAUCAUGUUUUCGUAUUAGUGUGGGGUUUCUCCAGAGCAUCCCAUUUCACAAAUGAUUAGCUGUAUCAUAAUGACUAAAGGAAUCCUACCACCCUCAUCUAAUAUUGUUAUAGGAAAUCCUUAUGUUGACCAGCCAAAUUAUCAUAAAAGUUAAAUUAACAAGGGAGAGUGUUUUCCAUGAUAGUCAUUGUCUGUAUGUAGUGGUAGGUCUGCACGUCCAUUCCUCAUGUUUCUCCUCAUCUUCUAUCAGGUGCGUGUAAAUGUUGUCCAGAAUAACUUGGCUCUGCUCAUUUACCUCAUGCGGAUGGUGAAAGCUUUGAUGGACAACCCCACCCUCUACUUGGAGAAAUACGUAAGUUUCGAACCUUAUCAAAAGUGUAGCCUCCACACAUGGUUCAAUUGUCUUUCUGUCUAUUGGUCAUAAAAGAAUACUUUCUAGUUUACAUCGGUUUAAUGUUUUUGAUCGUGAUUUUGCUUUUCCAGCUGCAUGAGCUAAUUCCAGCGGUGAUGACUUGUAUUGUGAGUCGACAGCUGUGCCUUCGCCCAGAUGUGGACAAUCACUGGGCCUUGAGGGACUUUGCAGCGCGACUAAUAGCACAGAUCUGUAAAAACUUCAGCACCACCACUAAUAACAUCCAGUCCAGGAUAACCAAGACAUUCACUAAGGUAAGCUCCAGCAGCUUAGAGAUGCACAGAACGCUACCGUGGAAUCACAAAUAAAAAUAAAUCUAAAUGACAAAAUCAAAAACGAAAAGAUGUUGGCCUCUGUUUUCAGUGAGGGAUGCUCUACUUACAUAUACAGCCACAUAUUAACCCUGAUCAAAGCUAUCCGUACACCAAAACUACUUCACUAAGCUAAAGUAGUUUUGAUGCCUAUAGUGUCCCUUUAACUUGCAACAUUUAGACUGGGACUACAGCGAUAUUGGAGAAUUGUUCCAAAUCAAAAUUUUUGCCUAUAUUUUGCUAAUCGGAUUUCAUUACAAAUAAGGCCACCAGCACAAAGUAUAGUCCUUUAUUUCAUUGUUAUCAGAGCCACUAGAUUACUAUAACAUAAUACGUUAAAGUUCUUCCUGACACUAUUCUUUCGUAGAGCUGGGUAGAUGACCGCACUCCUUGGACCACGCGUUAUGGAUCCAUUGCAGGCCUCGCUGAGCUUGGGCCAGAUGUAAGUUUACUAUCGUUAGUCUCGCUUCCCCCUCGCUUCCCUCAGUUAUAAUUCGGGGAAUAUAUCUCCUGACGAUGUUAUAAUGAAGAUGCUUCUUUCUACAUCAGGUGGUGAAAACGCUGAUUGUGCCGCGGUUGUUAUUGGAAGGAGAACGACUCCGUGCAGUGUUGGAGGGACCGGUGAUAUCCAACAUUGAUAAGAUUGGAGCGGACCACGUACAAAGCUUGCUGCUGGUAAUGUAUGGGUUCUGUUUCCAUGAUGAGUAACUUGUGGAGACUGCAUCUUGUAUGGCACUUUUGUAACUUUAUUGUAUAGCUUACUGAUAUAAUAGGUAAAAGUUGUUUUAUGCUGUUUUUUAAAAUGGGAAUCGUGGAGAAAUGCUAAGGAAUUGAAAAUGUACCCAAAAUGGGGAAAAAUCUCCAGCUCUGCUUUUGUUCACUGACUUAAAAUUGUGCAAUUUCCUUAGAUGUUCUCCACUAUGUUCCGGUCUAACUAAUAUUAAUUCUGUGAAAAAAGUAACAUCUGUUGUCUGGUCACAGGCAUUCUUCCCUUGCAGGAUGCAGCUCAUCUCCGUUUACAGUUAUAUGUUGCUUUUUAAUUUUUUUUCUAAUAAUCCCAUCCCUCUGAUUACCCCCCCACUACCUCCCAAAUAAUUGGGCCUGUGUGUGUAUAGUAGCAUUUAUUGUGCAAUUUUAUUUAUUGUGUAGUAUAAUUAAUUGUAGUAGAAGAAGUAGUGGUAUUAUUUUCGUGUUUUUUGUAGUAUGGUCAGCGUUAUUUUUUUUUUCUCCCUCCUCACAGAAACACUGUGCCCCUGUUCUGGUGAAACUUCGCACCCCUCCAGAUUCUCCAGAGACGUAUCGCACAGAUUAUGGGUUCCUGGGGCCCACUCUAUGCACUCAUGUAAUGAAAGCAAGAGCUCAGAGUGCAUUCCAGGGACCACAGGUUAAUAGAACCACACUGACUGUCACACAGGUAAGCUAGAUGUGUUCUGGCUCUCAUCGUAGGGCGUGAUAGCUUAGUAGAGUCAAACUGACUGUCACACACUUACCAGAUGCAUUUUGCAAGUACAAAGUUAAAAAAUGUUGCUUACGUUGUCCUGUGCAGUUCAGUAGAGUUUGCUGAUGGUAGUGAGUGCCAUCUAGGGAUACCCUAAGGGAAUGCAUUUCUGUCUGCAGUGGGGACAAAUUGAUUGUGAAUAGGUCUUUCACUCACUGUAAAAGCUGCCCCACUCUCCUUAAUUAAUAUACUGGAAUCUAACAUUUGUAACUUAAAGGAACACUAUAGGGUCAGGAACACAAACAUGUAUUCCUGACCCUAUAGUGUUAAACCCACCAUUUAGGUGGCUUGACCCUCAUCAGCCCCCUUAAAAGAAAUGAAAACUCACCUUAUUUCCAGCGCGGCCCUGCCCCGAUCCGCCUCCUUGAUGACAUCAGAUUUGCAGAUUUUCAGCCAAUCCAUUCGAUUGGCAAAAAUCGACUAGGUGGAGGGAUGUGGUCGGGGCUAAACACCGUUUUGGCAAUCAGCACUUCUUCAUAGAGGUGCAUUGAAUCAAUGCAUCUUUAUGAGGAAAAUUCAGGGUUCCCAUGCAGAACGUGGAGACACUGAACGGCACUCUAUUGUUUCUUUGGUUUUUAUUGUGUGUUUUGGGAAUGAGGUGUACUAUGGUCAUGGGAGUUUGAGCAUAGGACUUAUUUUUGUGAAAAUGCUAUGUCCUGCCUGUUUGUGUAAAAAAACAAACAAACAAGUUUUGGCAGACACUAGUGAUAAAAUUGAUGUGUGGAAAAAGCCCUAGAAUAACUAUUUUGGUAUGACAACAUAUAUUUUAGAGAGUUGGAAUAAAUGACUAUUAAAUCUAUAUUUAGCAUAGCAUAUCAUUUUAAAUUAUUUGCUUUGAAACAAGAAAUCAUUCAUUUUCAUAAACACGUGUUACCAAAAUCAGGACAAAUUAAUCUACUUUUACAUACUUUUCUUUGACUGUAGUUAAUAUGUGGCAAAACCAUGUGGGGGGGGGGAGUAAUAUAUAUAUUUUUUUAAAUCCCACAAAUAUAUCAGUUUUACGUGCAAAUGUAGGAUUUAAGAGUGUAUUGUAUUUGUGCAGUAAAUGCUUAAGUAACACAGACACAGCCGUUUGAUCACAUUUUUUUUGUUUUUAUUCUCCUUCCAUUCUUUUUCUAUUUUGUCCUCUGCAUAUCAGCCUCGACCCACACUUACCCUUUCCCAGCCUUCUGGUGCCAUUACUCCCUCAACUCGCCCCUCUGGUAUCAUAAAGGUACCCGGCUCCCUGACUCUGCCAGUCCAGACCCUAGUGAGCGCUCGUCCUGCAACGCCAACACAGCCUUCCCCUCCACCUACAAAAUACAUUGUGGUUUCAUCAGCUGGAAGUACUGGGACCCAGGUAAUGCUUGUGCCUCUCUAUGCUUUUUAUUUUUCUUUUCUGCCCAUACUGUCAGGUUUUGCUCUCUCAAACCAUAUUUUGCUCUCUAAGCUAUCUAGCCUUUAUAAAUCUGAGUUCAUGCUGUGUAUUUACAAUGCCUUUGACCUCCUUAUUUUAUUCCAUUAGGUUUUCACCCCAUCCAGCAGUUCUGCUACCUCUGCUUCCUGCCCCCCAGGAGUUCAACCAAUUGUGAAGCUUGUUUCAGGAGGUCAGAGUUCUGGUGUGGGUAGCACUGCAGCAGGAGGAACAGCCGGCAUGCAGAAAUAUAUUGUCGUUUCACUACCACCUGCUGGAGAAAGCAAGACACCGCAGCCAUCUCCCCCACCGACUACAGAGAGCUCUUGUUUAUGA
Messenger RNA from Pelobates cultripes (western spadefoot toad), 6312 nucleotides. Lineage: Eukaryota; Metazoa; Chordata; Amphibia; Anura; Pelobatidae. The record is from the annotation of a GenBank genome assembly.